GAUUUACACCUGAACUGGUAGGUGCGUUCCGGUGUGUCGGUUAGCUUGACGGUGUGUGCAGGAGGAGGAGGCUGCCGCUGGAUUCCGGGGAUUAAAACACAACAACAUGGACAGUCACGGGAGAAAAGUCGUGGUUUGUGACAACGGAACCGGGUUUGUAAAAUGUGGCUAUGCAGGCUCCAACUUCCCCGAGCACAUCUUCCCUGCGCUGGUCGGCCGGCCGAUCAUCCGCUCCACGGCUAAAGUUGGCAACAUUGAGAUCAAGGACCUGAUGGUGGGGGACGAGGCCAGCGAGCUGCGCUCCAUGCUGGAGGUGAACUACCCCAUGGAGAACGGCAUCGUCAGGAACUGGGACGACAUGAAGCACCUGUGGGACUACACCUUCGGCCCGGAGAAGCUCAACAUCGACUCCCGCAGCUGUAAGAUCCUGCUGACGGAGCCGCCCAUGAACCCCACCAAGAACAGAGAGAAGAUCAUCGAGGUGAUGUUUGAAACGUACCAGUUCACAGGAGUUUACAUUGCCAUCCAGGCCGUCCUCACCCUCUACGCUCAAGGACUUCUGACCGGUGUGGUGGUCGACUCCGGCGACGGUGUCACCCACAUCUGUCCGGUGUACGAGGGCUUCUCCCUCCCCCACCUGACCCGACGCCUCGACAUUGCGGGGAGGGACAUAACACGCUACCUCAUCAAGCUGCUGCUGCUGCGAGGCUACGCCUUCAACCACUCGGCCGACUUUGAGACGGUGAGGAUGAUGAAGGAGAAGCUGUGUUACGUGGGUUACAACAUCGAACAGGAGCAGAAGCUGGCGCUGGAGACGACGGUGCUGGUGGAGUCGUACACGCUACCGGAUGGCAGGGUGAUCAAGGUGGGAGGGGAGAGGUUCGAAGCCCCAGAGGCUCUGUUUCAGCCCCACCUCAUCAACGUGGAGGGGGUGGGCGUGGCCGAGCUGCUCUUCAACACCAUCCAGGCCGCGGAUAUCGACACCAGAGCUGAGUUCUAUAAGCACAUCGUCCUGUCCGGAGGCUCCACCAUGUACCCCGGCCUGCCGUCGCGCCUGGAGCGUGAGCUCAAACAGCUGUACCUGGAGCGAGUGCUGAAGGGAGACGUGGACAAGCUGUCGAAAUUCAAGAUCAGGAUAGAGGACCCCCCCCGGCGUAAACACAUGGUGUUCCUGGGCGGCGCCGUGCUCGCCGACAUCAUGAAGGACAAGGACAACUUCUGGAUGACCAGGGAGGAGUACCAGGAGAAAGGGACGAGAGUGCUGGAGAAGCUGGGAGUCACCGUCAGAUAAACCACCCCCACCCCACCCCACACUCAGCUGAUCCACACAUCACUCACCUGGGUGUUUCUGGACACAGUCUUUUAAAAACAAAGAGAGAAGGAGGGAUGAAGGAGGGGUAAGAAGUCUCAUGGAGGGUCAGAGGUCACCACCACACAAAAACAGUGUAUUCUUCAUUACCGUUCUCACAUGUCUGUUCAGUGCGAAGCUACAGCCAGCAGCCUGUUAGCUUAGCUUAGCAUUAAGACUGAAAACAUAGGGAAACAGCUAGCCUGGCCAGGCCCCUGUUUCCAGUCUCUAUGCUAAGCUAAGCUAACCAUCACCUGGUGGAGUGGAUUUUCAACCGUUCCUUUAAAUACUGUGACCUCAUGACCUGUGGUUCAAUGAUAAUUUCUCCUGGCUGUUUCCAAGGUGACGAUGAUCAUGAUGAUGAUGAUCAUGAUGAUGAUCCCUGAAGGUCCCCCCCCCCCCGUAUAAUGUUUGUAGAGUGACCUCUGCGCUGCAGGUGCAGGGGGCAGACAUGGUUCACUCUCUGGUUCUGGUUCUGAAGCAGGGAGCCUGGACCAACAGAUCAACCAGGUCUCUCUCUCAGACCUGAUCCAGGUCUCACUCCCAUCACUGUAUCCAGAUGCUGCAGUCACUGAGCAGCUCUUACAGUCUGUAGUCUGACCUGAGUGGAUGAAGUCAUGUGACCUGUCGGGUCAUGUGACAGUACGUCUGUCACGCUGCCUCCUGCUGUUUGAACAGAUUGUUUCCUAGCGCCACAUCGAUCGAUCAGCUGAUUCAGUUCAAUGUUAAGUUGUGACAGUAAACAGAAUCUGACGAGACGUUUGAUGAUGUCAUUUCCUGUCACUGUUUGGAUGUCUCUGCGGCAGCGAUAGUCAGAGUGGUCGUGAACCUGAUAUCUCAACACUUGGAGGGAACUUCUUUAAAUCUGUCAAACGUUCACUUGGACUUAAGGAUGAACUGGUUACAGUUUGGUGGUCAAAGGUCAAAGGUCAAGGUCACAGUGACCUCACAAAACAUGCCCCAUUCUUCUGAUUAUAGAUUGUAAAAGCCACUCUGUGGCGGUCCAGGACUACAGGACUGUGGCGUGUGCUGGUCCUGGGUCAGUGUCAGCCAUUCCUCUCCACGCACCACGCUCUCAGUUUCUGCUGAAGCUUCAUCUGUUUCUUUUUAUUUCUCUUUUUAACUUCAGUUUCUUUCCUUUUCUGGCGACCGGCUGUUUUCGUUUGUCUGUUACUUGUCUUGACUGAACAGCUGUUUCCGACCCGUGUUCACGGUGACGCUUUGUGCCCCGAACAGCUGAUCUGGGGUCAGGGUUCACAGUUUGAAAGCGUGGCUGAUCCUGGGUCAGGUGUAAUACUGAAACAUAUCUAAACAGGAAGUAAUGUCACAUGUUGGAGAAGGGAGGGAGUGGCUCGUCGUCAGCUGAUGAGUUUUAGGGAUGGUUUUCCUCCUCCUUCCUCCUCUUCGCUGACUGAGGAUGAAGAUGAGUUGUGUGAGUAAGUGAGAUGAUAUUUGUAAUAAGGUCCUGGUGUGUAAAAUGGAGACCAUGUAAAAGCUGGUAUUUGUGGUUUCUGUCCAGGUUCUCAUGUUGUAUAUUGGAGCCACAUAAAAAUAUAAAUGUCUGAUUUCCUCUCGACAACACGGUCGUCAAGUGCCAAGUGCAGCUCUUCUGCUUCUGUUUGUUUAUAGCAGAGCUGCUGAUUUCAAUAAAGCAAAGUGAUUUAUA
This is a messenger RNA of Seriola aureovittata, 3014 nucleotides long. It is a transcript of the gene actr2a, whose product is annotated as actin related protein 2a. NCBI's taxonomy places the organism in Eukaryota, Metazoa, Chordata, Actinopteri, Carangiformes, Carangidae. The transcript has 9 exons. The coding region runs from base 107 to 1291 and encodes 394 amino acids. Gene Ontology annotation, cellular component: actin cortical patch; Arp2/3 protein complex. Gene Ontology annotation, molecular function: actin filament binding. The record is from RefSeq and is a predicted model, not a curated record. Gene Ontology annotation, biological process: Arp2/3 complex-mediated actin nucleation.